CAUGCGCAGUACGAUAUAAACUCACAUGGUGUAAAUUCAAGAUGGCGGACGAAGAUGAACAAAGUUUAUCAUUUGAUUCAAUGGGCCUGGAUGACCGCAUUGUAAAGGCUAUAUCGAAGCUGAAUUGGUCAAAACCUACUCCGAUACAGGAGAAAGCAAUAACGUUGGCUCUGGAGGGUAAAGAUGUUUUAGCUCGUGCGAAAACUGGCUCUGGGAAGACAGCAGCUUAUGCAAUCCCUGUUGUUCAAAGAAUAUUACAGGAGAAACAGACUUGCAAAGAGUCGUACAUCAGAGCCCUUAUCUUGGUACCAACUAAAGAGCUUGCUCAACAAGCUGCACGCAAUGCUAAGGAGCUAUCAAGUUGUUGUGCCAGAGAAGUGAGAGUUGCUGAUGUUACACAAGGAAACUUGCCGUCCACCAAACCUUUAUUAAUGGACAAGCCAGACAUUGUGGUUGGGACCCCAAGUGGCAUUCUUGGACAUAUACAAGCAAAGAACAUGGACUUGAAGGACAGCCUCCAGAUGCUGGUAAUUGAUGAGGCAGACCUUGUGUUCUCGUAUGGUUAUGAGGAUGAUUUAAAAGUUUUAUUAAGCCACCUGCCCAAGAUUUAUCAGGCAUUUUUAAUGUCUGCUACAUUGACUGAUGAUGUUAAAGCACUAAAGAAAUUAGUACUACACAACCCUGUGACCUUAAAGUUGAACGAGUCUCAGCUUCCCGAAGAUGACAGGCUUGUGCAAUACUUAAUCAAGUGUGAGCCAGAUGAUAAAUUCCUUCUAAUUUACACACUACUAAAACUUAGGCUUGUCAGAGGCAAGACUCUGCUUUUUGUGAAUGGCAUUGACAGAUGUUACAGAUUAAAGUUAUUUCUGGAGCAGUUUUCCAUUAAAGCCUGUGUGCUUAACUCAGAACUUCCUCAUAAUUCAAGGUUGCAUAUUGUUGAGGAGUUUAACCGUGAUGUUUAUGAUUAUAUUAUCGCUUCUGAUGAGGCUUCCCUGGAUUUAGCUCCUUCAUCUCAUAAAGAUGUAGAAAAGAAGAAUAGUAAAAAGAGAAAGAAAGACAAAGAAUAUGGAGUUGCUAGAGGGAUAGAUUUUCAAGGGGUUGAAAAUGUUAUAAACUUCGAUUUUCCAUCAACAGUUGAGGCAUACAUACACAGAGUUGGCAGGACUGCAAGGGGGGACAGUUCAGGGACAGCUCUAUCCUUUGUGACACAUUCAGAUAAUACUGUGAUUUCUAAGGCAGAGGAACGCUUGGCUCAGGAAACAGGGAGUGACAAAGAGGUGUUUAAGCCGUUCCAGUUCAGAAUGGAAGAGAUUGAGGGCUUUCGUUACAGAGCAAGGGAUGCUAUCCGUGCAGUCACAAAAACAGCUGUCAAAGAAGCCAGACUAAAGGAGAUCAAGAGGGAGAUACUUAACUCUGAGAAAUUGAAGGCAUAUUUUGAAGACAACCCUCGUGACUUGCAAGUCUUACGGCAUGAUAAGGAGCUUCAUCCUGCCAAAGUCCAAGCUCACAUGAAAAAUGUUCCAGAUUACCUAGUUCCUGCAGCUCUGAAGCACAACAAGAGUUCAAGGAAACGUCAAAAUAAGCACAUCCCUUUUCCACAAAAGACUAACAAGAAAAAGAAGAAAGACCCAUUGAAAACAUUCAAGUACAACAAGUAACAGGAAUGCUACGUAAUACUGGAAUGACAAUAGGAUGAAAUAGAAUAAAUGAGAAAAAGGAUGGAAGGGUGGGAGUUAAGAAUGAAACUCUGUAUUCCUUGGCCUAUUUUGAAUUAAUAAAACAAAAAAGGCAGUGGCAGAUAGGAUGAAACUCUUUAUCACCAAAAAUGCACAAGAGUUUACUUGAUAUUUUAAAUAAAAUGGAAGACAGACAUCAAACAUUUUCUUAUUUUAUAGAGCAAUUAGGUGAACUAUGACAACAUAAUCCUGGCAUGUAUUCUUUCUUUUGUCCAUAUUGUCCAUUCUUUUGUAGCGUCAGAUUUCCUUAAUUUGCUAAAUCCAUAAUGGCUUCCACCAUUUUCCCUAUGCCAUCGUGUAUCUCAUGGAGUCUUGUUUCACACAUGAAUGCUGGAGUUGUAACCAAUUUGUUUGCUGAAUCAAUAUGGAUUUCGUAGAAAAAAUUAAGGAAACUUAAUUAGAAAUAUUUUUGUUGGGUUGAGGUUAAACUAAUCAGAAAAGCUAACUUUUAGACAACAGUGUAACUUUUCCAGGGCUUGUAAAGUGAGUUUUCAAGAGGACAGUUCCACCUACAACUAGAGGAUGGUUAGAAAACUGUGCCUUAUCAGUUUCCAGUGAAUAAAACCUGCUGGAUAAAUGGU
This is a messenger RNA of Nematostella vectensis (starlet sea anemone), 2317 nucleotides long. Its product is annotated as probable ATP-dependent RNA helicase DDX56. The transcript has 25 exons. Bases 42 to 1658 code for a protein of 538 amino acids. NCBI's taxonomy places the organism in Eukaryota, Metazoa, Cnidaria, Anthozoa, Actiniaria, Edwardsiidae. Gene Ontology annotation, cellular component: nucleolus. The record is from RefSeq and is a predicted model, not a curated record. Gene Ontology annotation, molecular function: RNA helicase activity; nucleic acid binding; ATP binding.